AUGUGGAUCAAAGAAAUCAUUAUCGAGGGCUUCAAGUCUUAUGCAUAGAGGACAGUAAUAACGAGUCUCGAUCCAGAAUUCAAUGCCAUUACUGGAUUGAAUGGUUCAGGCAAAUCCAACAUUCUGGAUGCAAUUCUCUUCUGUUUGGGAUUGAGCAAAGAAUACGAUACACUUCGUAUUAAGAAAUUGCAAGAGUUGAUUUAUAAGAAUGGAGCAGCAGGGAUAACUAAAGCUGAAGUAACAAUUGUGUUUGAUAAUCGCAACAAAGAGUAGAGUCCAUUGGGAUAUCAGGAUUGUGACAAGAUAACAGUAACCAGAUAGAUUACAGCUGAUAAAUCCAAAUAUUUCAUUAAUGGCAAAUCUGAAACCCAGAAGAACUUCAAAAAUAUGUUCAGAUCAGUUCAAUUGAACAUAGAUAAUCCUCAUUUUUUGGUGGCAUAAGGCAGAAUAACUAAGAUUAUCAACCUUAAACCGUAAGAACUAAUAAGUAUGUUGGAGGAAACAGCAGGAACUUCGUUGUAUAAUGAGAAAAAAAGAGAGGCUUAGAAAUUAAUUUAGAAGAAAGAGGAGAAGCUAAAAUAAGUAAAUGAAAUCAUUGAAACUGAAAUCUAACCUCAGAUGCAGAAAUUGACUGAUGAGAAGAAUAUAUUCUAAUUAUGGAGAGCUUAAGAAGCAUAAAUCUUGGUUUUGAAGAAGGAUCUAUUUAGUUAUGAUUACUAUUAGAAGGCUAAGACUUUGAGAAUGAAGAAAAACGAUUUGCAAAUUGUGAACGAAUAAAUUAGUAAUCAAGAAGAGAAGAUGAGGUACGAAAAUGCUGAAAUAUCUACUAUCUAAGAGAAAAUACAGAGUUUGUAAGAGUAGAAUAGGAACAAUAAAUACGAUCAAAUUACAGAAAAAUACAAGGAAAAAUAAAAGUUAAGAAAUUAAGUGUAAAAUACUAGAAGGCAAAAAGAAACUAUAGAGAGUGAGAAGAUCAAAUUAGAACAUGCGUUAAGAACAUAUCAAACUGAUAAGUAGAGAACAGAUUAGAAAGUAGAAAUAGCUGAUCGACAAUUAAAGUAAGUGUCAGAUGAAUUGAAAGAGAAGAAAGAGCUCUUGGAUGAGUAAAUGGGAUAACAAAACUCAUCCGAAGAUGGUAAUAUUGCUUAGAAUGGUAAAUAGAUGAUUUAAAGGUAAAUUAAUGACACCAUUUCUCAUAUAGAUUCUAACAGAAAAGAUCUAGAACAAGUAACUGAACGUUUAUAGAAACCCAUUUAUGAAAUAGAUGUAGAAAGAAAGCCACUAGAUCUAAGAAACUAAAAAUUGAGUUAUUAAAAGAAAAAGAAUAGAGUAAAGCGAAUUGGAGAUCCAAAAUUAUUGGAUUUGAAAUCAAAUAGAGGAGAUUUAGAUUAAUAACUAUUAGAGAUUAAGAAGCAAAUAUCAUAAUCCUAACCAUUUAUAUUUCAAUUGAAUUUGUCAAGGAUGAAGGAUUGGGAUUAGAAUAGGGUGUAUGGUAAAUUGUUCAGUUUGUUCGAACAUUGGAAUUUUGGUGCUGGAGCAAAGUUAUAAAAUAUAGUUGUUGAUGAUUCUACUACCUCCACAUACUUGUUGAAGAAUAAUGUAUUACAAACUCAUUCCUAUAUCAUUCCAAAUAAAGAAAUUCAAUCUAGCGAAGCCAAGAGGGAAUUCGUUUAGGCAGCAGCUCAAAUUGCAAAGGAAAAUGAUGGAUUUGCUAAACCAGCUAUCGAUUUAAUUUCAUUCUCAGAUAAAGUGAUCAACUCUAUGAAAUUCGUGUUUGGAAAUUUCAUCAUUGCUUCAUCCAUGGAUAUUGCAAGGAAGAUUGCCUAUCAUCCUUCUAAUGUUUAAAAAUGCAAGGUUGUUACUAGGGAUGGUGAUAUUGUUGAUCCAUCUGGUACUUUGACUGGUGGUUAUACUAAUGAAAAAGCAUAAUUACUACCGAAAUUUAAGUAAUUCAAUAAAUGGAAUCUAGAAUACAAAGAAAUCCAAGGCUAAAUUGAUAAAAUUGAAUCAUAAAUAGAGAAGAUUAAGUAAGACAUUGAAUUCAAAGAACAACUGAAUAGAGAGAUUACACAAGAUAAAUAUCAAUUAGAACAGUUGAUGAUCAAAUAAAGAAAGAGCAAUCAAUUCAAUUUUUAAACUGAAUAGAAUAAGUAUCUUAAUGAAAUCUAAGAUCUGUAAGUUGAGUAGGAUAGACUCAAAAAAUAAAUUAAGGAAGGAGAGGAUAAAUUAGUGGAAUUGAAAAAAGAGUUAUAGUUAAUUCAGUAGGGUAAGAACACUAAGGAAUUGAUUUAAGCAUAGAUUGAUAGGACGAAAAAGGAAAUUAAUAAAUUAAAGCAGUAAAUAGAUCAAUAAAAGAAAGAGUUGAUUGAGAAUCAAGUGGAGAGCCAAAAUUAUGAAUAGGAAAUCACUAAGUGUAUUAAGAAGAUCAAGGAGGAAACCAAUAAUUUGGACAAAACUUCGGUUGCAUUGGAGUAAUUAACCCAUGAAUUAAAUGGAAACAAAGAUUAGUACUUAAAAAUAACAGAGGAAAAGAAUUUGUAUGAAAGCAAAAAUGCUAUACAUAAUAAUUAAAUGACUAGAUUGUUAGAGUAGUUGUAGGAAAGGUAGAAGUAUUUGAAUUCUACAGUUGAACAGUUAAAUGGACAUUAAAAUGAAUUGAAGAAAUUAGAAAGAGAACAACAUGAUCUGAAAUAGCAAUUGAAAUCAUUAGAAGAUCAAUAUGAUUUUAUUAGAUAAGAUAAAAAUGAAUUAUCUUAAGAUCGAUUAUCCGAGAAAUUCAGAGUUCUAGAGACAAUGGAAUAUGAAAAAACUAAAUAAUAGUUCUAAAGAUUGGAACAUGAUUAAGGGAAAUUGGGUAAACAAGUGAAUUUUAAGGUUGAAGCUAUGACUGAAUAAGUGGAAAAAGAAUUCUAAUCAUUAAAAGACAAAAAGUUGAUUUUAGAAAAUGAUAAGUGUAUGCUUAUUCAAAACAUGGGAGAGUUGGAUGAUAAGAAAAUUAAGACGAUUGAAAAGUGUUUUUUGGAAGUGAAUAAGGAUUUCUCAUCCAUUUUCAGUUCGUUGUUACAUAAUGCUUAGGCUAAAUUAGGUAGAUUGGAUGGAUUAUCGAUUGAGGAUGGAAUAGAAAUGAAUGUAUCGUUUAGUCAUCAAUAGAAAAAUCUAUCAGAGUUGAGUGGAGGAUAGCGAUCUUUAUUGGCCCUAUCAUUUAUACUUGCUCUAUUAAAAUAUAAGCCUGCUCCAUUUUAUAUUUUAGAUGAAGUGGACAGUGCUUUAGAUUUAUCACACACAGAAAACAUUGGUUAGAUGUUAUCAUAGAAUUUCAAGUAAUCUCAAUUCUUACUGAUUUCAUUGAAAGAGGGUAUGUAUCAAAAUGCAAAUGUUUUGUACAAAGUUCAAUUUGUAGAUGGUGUAAGUAAAAUUGAUAGACAUGAACUAAAAAAGAAGAAAUAAUAAUAAUUAAAAUGA
Messenger RNA from Paramecium tetraurelia, 3462 nucleotides. RefSeq lists its product as uncharacterized. NCBI's taxonomy places the organism in Eukaryota, Ciliophora, Oligohymenophorea, Peniculida, Parameciidae. Gene Ontology annotation, cellular component: chromosome. Gene Ontology annotation, molecular function: ATP binding; ATP hydrolysis activity; protein binding. Gene Ontology annotation, biological process: chromosome organization. The transcript is spliced from 6 exons. The record is from RefSeq and is a predicted model, not a curated record.